Paecilomyces variotii is the source of this 570-nucleotide messenger RNA. RefSeq lists its product as hypothetical. NCBI's taxonomy places the organism in Eukaryota, Fungi, Ascomycota, Eurotiomycetes, Eurotiales, Thermoascaceae. The transcript has a single exon. The record is from RefSeq and is a predicted model, not a curated record. Bases 96 to 446 code for a protein of 116 amino acids.
GAGCUCGCUCACGGAGGGCUACAGCUAUAAGAAGUCUGCCCAAUAGUUUCGAGGGGCUCGUGACUAUUGUACCCUUCCCAGAGACAACUGAGGAAAUGGAUUUUCAUUAUGCCUGUUGCCCUUUGCUCAUAUUUUUUCUGACGGCUGAUGGGAGUAUCUAUUGCAUAUGGGAUGACGGCAUUGUUGCGUUCUUCUGGGUUUUGGUUUUGGUUUCAUUGUUUACUGGCAGCGAUGGGUUCUCGUGCUGUUUCACCCUUCUCCACUUGUCUGCUGUGGUUGCUUUUGCUCUUUUACAUUCUGAUCAUUCUCAUUUCUGUGACCUACCCGUGUUCCUGGCGUCGGAUGUUCUACGGUUGGGAAUAAUUUUUUCAUUACGGCUGCAGCACCUUUUUGAUAUUGAUGCCUUUCUUCCUCAUGGGUUCAUCUGGCACCGUUUCGUCGCGUAGCCCUUUCAUAUUCUUGUCUUACGUGGAAAUUGCUAUGCAGUCUCCUGCACACAUAACGAGCAUAAGCGCUACUCAAGAGGGACUUUGUGGAGUCGGGUUGCCUGCUGGAUGGCUAAUUCCUUGC